AUGAUUGAGCACGAAAUUAUACAUACCAGCAAUGUAUCUAAACGUAUAUUCAAUAUAGUUCAAGAUCUGGCCGAGUUUUUACUGCUCUUUAUCAAAAUUCUAAUGGAACUUAUUUAUUCUGCCGUGGAUAAAAUAUUUCCAAAAAAUUUUAAGGAUAUAUGCAAUGAAGUGGUUUUGAUUACAGGUACGGGGCAUGGAAUUGGGCGUGAACUAGCAUUACAUUAUACUGCUUUUGGCAGCACAGUUAUCUGUGUCGAUAUAAAUCAGAAAAACAAUGAGGAGACUGUUAAUAAAGCAAAACGGCUCUCCAAAGGUGCGGUGCAUAGUUAUACCUGUGAUGUUUCAAAUCGAGACGAUGUGCUGGCACUUGCCAAUAAAGUAAAGACCGAUAUUGGUCCUAUAACCGUACUAGUUAAUAAUGUAGGCAUAAUGCCCACACAUCCGUUAGAUAAGCAUACACCAGAGGAAAUACGACGCGUCUUCGAUAUUAAUGUGUUUUCACAAUUUUGGACACUGGAGGCAUUUUUACCCCAAAUGAAAGAAGAAAGCCGUGGUCAUAUUAUUUGCAUGUCAUCAAUUGCAGGUGUAGUUGGGUUAGCUAAUUUAGUACCAUAUUGUGCAACAAAAUUUGCUGUGCGUGGCAUGAUGGAAGCACUACAUGAAGAACUUCGCGACGGACCGUAUAAGAAUCUUAUUAAAACUACAACGAUUUACCCAUAUAUGACAAAUACCGGUCUCUGUAAGAGGCCAAAAGUCAAGUUUCCAUCAGUGCUGGGUUUAUUGGAUCCGAAAGAAGUAGCUAAACAUAUUAUUGACGCACAUAGAAUGAAUGUCUUGGAAACCACAAUUCCGACGAGUUUACUGCAUAUUAAUAAUUGGAGCCGCUUGCUUCCAAGCAAUUGUGGAAUAAUGCUGAAGGACUUCAUUGACAGCGGCGUUGAGUCGGAUUUAUAGAAAAUUAUUGAAUUAGUUUCUUUUAAUUAUUUUUUUUGGUAUUUUUUUAUUAAAUAUUAAUAGCGGUUUAAUAUUUUAUUAUAUUAACGUGGACUUAUAUGUUAUAGAAAAGGCUUAUUUUUAAAAAUGCUCGAUAAUAUUUACAUUAAGCACAAUGAAG
Teleopsis dalmanni is the source of this 1114-nucleotide messenger RNA. Its product is annotated as short-chain dehydrogenase/reductase family 16C member 6. Lineage: Eukaryota; Metazoa; Arthropoda; Insecta; Diptera; Diopsidae. Bases 1 to 954 code for a protein of 317 amino acids. The transcript has 6 exons. Gene Ontology annotation, molecular function: oxidoreductase activity, acting on the CH-OH group of donors, NAD or NADP as acceptor. The record is from RefSeq and is a predicted model, not a curated record. Gene Ontology annotation, cellular component: lipid droplet.